Molecule: messenger RNA, 1470 nt
Organism: Dictyostelium purpureum
Lineage: Eukaryota; Evosea; Eumycetozoa; Dictyosteliales; Dictyosteliaceae
Exons: 2
Coding region: 1-1470 (489 amino acids)
Molecular function (GO): heme binding; iron ion binding; monooxygenase activity
Source: RefSeq, a predicted model, not a curated record
AUGAAUAUUAUAAUUCAACUUGUUUUGAGAAUAAAUAAUGGUGCAAUUGAAAAGAAUGAUAGAAUCAGAAGGAUUAAUUCUAAGAUACCAGGUCCCAAAGGUUUACCAUUCUUUGGUAAUAUAUUAGCUGUAAGAGGUAAUAGACAUUUGAAAUACCAACAAUAUUAUAAAGAGUAUGGUCCAGUUUUUAGAGUUAAAUAUGGAACCAUUGAAAGAGUAGUUUUAACAGGGUAUCCAAUUUUAAAAGAGGCUUUUAUUGACCAUGCUGAAUUAUUUCAACCUAGAUUUUUAAGGGAAAAUAAUAUUAUAGUAAAGCUUUAUUCACAACAGAAAUUUAAAGGACUGAUAUUCUCUAAUGGUGACUAUCAUAAAAAUUUAAAGUCGGUUAUUUUAUCAGAACUAACAGCAACUAAAAUCAAGAAAAUGGAGGUGCAUAUAAAUGAAGAGUCAAAAAGGUUAUGCGAACUAUUAGAAAAGCGUGCAAAUGAAGGUAAAGAGUUUGUAAUGAAUAAAUAUUUUAAUUUAUUUUCAAUUAAUAUUAUUCUAAGGUUUUUAUUUGGUAUAAACUAUCCAUAUGAUGAUUUAAAUGAAUCGAGUGUGGAGGUAAUUGAAGUUAUCCAGAGAUUCUUCAAGUUGUUAAGUGAACCUGUGCUAUCUGAUUAUUUGGCUUUUCCACAUCCAUUUCCUGAAAGACCUAGAGAAUUCUAUAGAUGCUUCCGUAAGCUUGCAAAGAACAUAUUAAAACUAAUUGGAAACUAUAAAUCUAAAAGAAGCAGUACUGGCUCUGAUGAACAUGGUGCUAUAAUUGACAAACUAUUAAUAGAGUUGGAAAAAGGUAAUAUCACUAACAUGGGUUUAGUUUCAAUUUGUGUUGAUGUGCUUAUUGCCGGUGCUGAUACUGUUGGUCAAACUUUGAUGUUUUCGUUUAUUGCAAUGGCUAAUGAUCAGUCAAUCCAAGAGAAACUAUACCAAACUUUGAAUGCUGCAAUUCCACCAAAUGAAGAUUAUUCGUAUAGUAAAUAUAAGUUGACAAUUCCAUAUCUUUCGUUGGUUGUAAAAGAGACGUUUAGAAAGUACCCAGUUGGUGUAUUGGGUUUACCACACAUGACUACUGAAGAUGUUGUUAUUGGCGGCCACACAAUUGCUAAAGGUACACAAAUCAUUCAAAAUCUUUAUGCAUCUCACCGAUCUGAAGAGUUUUGGAACCAGCCCGAUGAAUUUAUACCUGAACGUUUUCUUGAAAAGGAUGUUGGUACACUACAUCAUUUCGCAGUUGGACCUAGAAACUGUUUGGGCUAUUCAUUGGCUGAAUGUGAAGUUACAUCUGCAAUUGCUACAUUGAUUAGAAAUUUUAAUUUUAUUAAUCCAAAUCCAACACAACCACUUAAUGAUGAAGGCGAUUUUAGUAUUGCAUUAAUUGCCCCACAAACUAAACUAUUAGUUAAAAAAAGACAUAAUCUUGUUCUCUAA